UUGGAUCGCCAUUAAAUGCCGGGAAUUUUGGAAAAUGGCAAGUCUGCGUGUAAGGAGAAAAAAAUUACUCCGAAUAAAAAUGUUUUGUCAUGUGUUUCCACCCGUCAAAAGAAUCUAUUUGAACGCCUGUAUGUUUGCUUGGUGAUAGUCACUUCAGCAGAAUGUCGGUCCCUGCUGUGUACACUUCCGUUCAUGGUAAACUUGUCAAAAUUUCAUCGUUUCCGGGUUCGCAAAUGCAAAUCGAUACUCCUCUGCUUCAAAAUGGCACAAGCGACGCGAUGGCAAUGGAAACAAUGGACAGUGAGGCAACGCUAUUGGCGGAAAGUUUUCAGUUCUCUCCGCGGAGCGGUAAAUUUGAACCACGCGGUGACAGAGUGACGCAUACACUCGGCAAUGGCACCGACAUAAGACUCCUUGCUUUGGCCAAAGUUACUGACAGUCGGACUGGCUUGAAAAUUCCAUGCCUUGUUGUUGAACAACGAGUUUGGGAAAAAUACAACGUGCCUGUUUCUGCUGCUGGGGAUGGGGCUGGGAUUUCUAAGAUAUCUAAGUAUCGCUCGCGCGUAUCAGUCGUGUUCUUAUUGUUGAGAAAGAAGACAUUUUUGCUGCGUGGGUUUUUCACAUUGGGAUACUCGCUGAAGUCAACGAAAUUGUUUCUUGGAAACGGACCAACACUUUGUUGGGAACAUCAAAGGAGUGUUUACUUCACACGAGCUUUUGGAUCAUCAAACCAAACCAAAGUCAGUGUUGAUGAUGUGAAGUUGGAUGAAGAUUUAUCUAAACCCUCAAAAUCGUUGAAGUGGUUCGGUGUGGUAAGUGGUGAUGCGGUUGCCAUGGGAACGGAGCAGUCCUCCAAUCACGAACAUUCAGCUGGGAAGAUGCUUCUCAACCUUGGCCACAGAUGGACAGUGGUUAAGCUGCCUGUGCAUAAAACUGAAGAACGUAAUGUACCAAUAGCAGAGGAGAUUGCGCCAAUGCCUCAUGAAUAUUCAAACAUUGUCAACUGUCUCCAUUUUUGCCAAGGUAGUGUAAGCCAAUUAGGAAGCAGCUUCUUCAGAAAUAGUGACCGCAGCGUAGAUAAGGGAAGUUCAUUGGUUCUUGCUGCUACAAACCAGUCCCAAUUGGUUGAAGCUUGUGGAGGGAUGGUCAGACGAGUUUGUUCCAUCACAUUUAAUGAUGCCUGCAAGAUUGCCAUUGCCACGGUGACGGGAGGAGAGGAGUUGAUUUUGGUGCAGUCCGCUGGCGGUAGGGUCUGUGCUGUGUGGAGGAAGACGUUUGAGGUGGCCAGAGAAUGGACAGGCUUCUACACAGUUCUCGUGGAUGAUUUUCUCUUCUCUGGAUCAGAGCAGCUUCUUCUUCUUGGAGAUGGUGCAGACGCCCCUCAAAAGCGUUUCCACCUCACCGACCUUGGAAUGUGCAACUGGUCUUCCGAGGAAAAUGGAAACACCAUUACAGACGGACCACCAGUUUGUGCAGGCAAUCUGCAGUCGGCGGUGCAAGCACUGGAAUCACAAGUACAGACCGGCAUGGCAGCUCUCAGGUCAUUAGAAUCACAGUGCGCUCUGAAGGCACAGCUCAUCAAGCAAUCCCAGGAUGCAUUGUUCAAGAUGGCUGAACGGACGCCGCCAUUACCAUCACAUGAUACUUCACUGACGUGCUUGUGUGACCUCUCUGGGGAAGACAAUACAGACGUAGUCGGGGAAGAAACUCCUAGCACCGACGAGGACACAACACUGGAAUGUUUGAGUACUUGGCAGCGUGUUGCUGACGAUCGCUGGAUCAUUGGCGCAGAGGUAGCCAACACAACUGACAGGGCUAUUUCUGAUGUAUGCAUAUCACUGAUCCCUGCAAGCACUCCUCAAACUAGUCUCCAUUCAAGCACAUCCACCUGCAACUUCAAAUCAGUAGUCUCCUCCGCAGUUGCAUCAGACCACGGAGAGCCAAUGGCAAAGAGAAUCAAGCUGGACCAAGAUUCGAGAACAGCUGUUUUGGAGUCUAGAGCCAAGACCACAGUAGUUGGUGUAACAGGGGUUCCAGAGUUUGUCUCUGAACCUGUUGUUACGUGCACUGUGGUGCUGAACUGGAGAGAACCAUUCGUCAGAAACCACAAUGAUGUUGUGACGGCUGAAGAAAACAAGGCCAGGCCAGGAGUUGACAAAGACGGCUUCGUUGAUAGACGGCGUGCCUGUGGCACUGCCUCCUUGCAAGCUUGUGACGUGGCCAGUGGAAAACUACUGAUAAAUCCAUUGGAUCGCAAAAAAUCAGACUCUGAGCGUCGGCAUGAUAUACAAGCUCUCGACGCCCUCCAGCUAGCCACGCCCCUGCUACUUACCUCCAAUCACAGCAACCUGCAGUGUGUGAAAUGCACCCUGAAAGGCCCCAUGGGGUUCCAGGAUGUUACAAUGCAUGAUGGGAUGAUAAGUGCCGCUGGAGCUCUUGGCACGACGAGGGUCAAGAUUGUGUCUCGGGAUGGGCCGAACAAGAUGGCAAUAAAUGUGUGGAGUCGGAAUCAGUCAGACCUUCUCCUUUUCUGCCAGCACCUGUACCAGCAGCUGCCCGAUGAUGUCAUCAUCAAGCCCCUCCCACCAGCCAAUCAAAUCUGGUCUGCCAUGGGAACCACCAUGGCAACCAUUGACAAGGAACUGAAGCACACUUCCUCAAAAAUGCAGCAGCUGUUAGCCACCAGCUCCUUAUCCAUAGUGCAGGGCCAUGAUGCAAAAGCCACUACCAGCAAUGGCGCCAAUGCAGGGCCUUCCGGCGAGGAUAAAUUGAAACAGGUCAGAGGGGAUUUUGAGGGUGAAAGAAGAAAAUGGUGUAAUUCUGACGCACGUCUUGAAGUCUGUGCUUCUGACAAGGCACACGUCUUGAGACAAGAGUUGUUGGAUUUACGGAUAAACACUGACACAGAUGCCAGCAAUCUUGCUAGUGUAUUCUCCGUUGCAAAAUAAGUCUUGUCCGUUUGAAUGCCAGCUGUACUGAUGUAUAAUACUGAAAUAGGAACAAAUUUUGUUUUAAGUUCGAAAACAACAUUGUACAAUCCCCAUGCUCAUGGUUCGUGGAAUCUCACUUCUUUGUGUUUCAAAUAGCAAGGUAAAGGGUUAUUGUUUUUCGAUCUCUCAAAUGAACCAUUCAUGAAAUUUAUCAGAUCAGUCCUCAUAAUUGUUUUGUGUGUAUUCUUUUUAAUAUCA
Messenger RNA from Patiria miniata (bat star), 3188 nucleotides. RefSeq names its product Fanconi anemia group B protein-like. Lineage: Eukaryota; Metazoa; Echinodermata; Asteroidea; Valvatida; Asterinidae. Gene Ontology annotation, biological process: replication-born double-strand break repair via sister chromatid exchange; negative regulation of double-strand break repair via homologous recombination; positive regulation of double-strand break repair via homologous recombination. Gene Ontology annotation, cellular component: Fanconi anaemia nuclear complex. The transcript has 8 exons. The record is from RefSeq and is a predicted model, not a curated record. The coding region runs from base 162 to 2948 and encodes 928 amino acids.